UUUGCCUAAAUUUUCAUUUACUUAAAAUAAAAUAAUGCUCACUUAGAUGAUGUCGGGUAGGAUUUUUGACGUGGUUUCGAGGCGAAAAUUUCGAGAUUGAAUUGAUUUCUUGAAGAUGGAAGAUCCAGCAUGGGAUGGAAGCAACCGAGUUAUUUAUGAAAAUAUGUGGAGAUGAAUACUAAAAUUAUUACUCAUGGUGAACCAGGGAAAUUACUAGGCAACACAAGAAGAAAUUGUCCAUAUCAGGUUUCCAAAUUGUUCAGUGACAUGGAAGAUGCUGACUACGAUAUACAGGCAGCCAAACGACUACAGAGGAAAAACAACGGGUACAAAAUAAAAAUUACAGUUAUUCCAUGGUAUUCAUGUGUUUGUUAUGUUUGUUAUUUCAAAUAAACAUGAUAAUAG
Molecule: messenger RNA, 405 nt
Organism: Acanthoscelides obtectus
Lineage: Eukaryota; Metazoa; Arthropoda; Insecta; Coleoptera; Chrysomelidae
Source: the annotation of a GenBank genome assembly